Molecule: messenger RNA, 3078 nt
Organism: Carya illinoinensis
Lineage: Eukaryota; Viridiplantae; Streptophyta; Magnoliopsida; Fagales; Juglandaceae
Product: protein HLB1-like
Exons: 15
Coding region: 127-1695 (522 amino acids)
Molecular function (GO): protein binding
Source: RefSeq, a predicted model, not a curated record
CUACCCACACCUAUGACAUUUACAUUCUGUCAUCUAUUCACUGUUCACAAAAAGAUACUUACGUUAGGUUCCCUGGCCAGUUAAGCAGUUACAGAUCUGUCGCUCUCUCUCCGGGCCUCCACCCAAAUGUCCGCGACCGCCGAGGAAUCUGAAUUGCAGAACGGAGUCAAACCAGAACUUUCGGAGCCGGAACCAAAGCUAGUGGCUCAACCUGAAUCAGAAACAGAGCCGGUGGAAUCGGAGUCAGUGCCGGAGCCCAAGCUGGAACCACCAGUGGCAACAGAUGCAGAUCCAGAUCCCGAAGAACUUAAAGAAAGCUCGAUCCAAUCCAAUGAGGCUGAUAACAAAGCAGCGAAUGCUUCAACUGAGCGUCAGCUGCGCAAAGACGAAGGAAGCCGAACGUUCACGAUGAGGGAGUUGCUCAGUGGAUUGAAAGGCGACGAGCCAGACGAGACCGGGCCAGAUGCUACCUCGCCUUAUAGUCAAGAAAGCCCACAGCGACAUGUAGACCAAAAUAAUGCUGCUAUGGACUUAAUUAAUAGUGUGACUGGUGUAGAUGAGGAAGGCCAGUCUCGCCAACGGAUUCUUACAUUUGCUGCCAGGAGGUAUGCUUCUGCUAUAGAGAGAAAUCCAGAAGAUUAUGAUGCAUUAUACAAUUGGGCAUUAGUUCUUCAGGAAAGUGCAGAUAAUGUUAGUCAAGAUUCUGCUUCACCUUCUAAGGAUGCCUUGCUUGAGGAAGCUUGUAAGAAGUAUGAUGAGGCUACCCGUCUUUGCCCCUCGCUUCAUGAUGCUUUCUAUAAUUGGGCUAUUGCAAUAUCUGAUCGGGCAAAAAUUCGUGGCCGUACGAAGGAGGCUGAAGAACUAUGGAAGCAGGCAACAAAAAACUAUGAAAAAGCCGUCCAACUCAAUUGGAACAGUCCUCAGGCACUCAAUAAUUGGGGUCUUGCUCUGCAGGAACUAAGUGCAAUUGUUCCUGCACGAGAAAAGCAAAGAAUUGUAAGAACUGCAGUUAGUAAGUUUCGUGCAGCCAUUCGGUUGCAGUUUGACUUCCACCGAGCAAUUUACAACCUUGGAACUGUUUUGUAUGGAUUAGCAGAGGACACACUAAGAAGUGGGGGAUCAGACAAUGCUAAAGAAGUCUCUCCUAAUGAGUUAUAUAGCCAAUCUGCUAUCUACAUUGCAGCUGCUCAUGCAUUGAAACCAAAUUAUUCAGUUUACAGCAGUGCCUUGCGGCUGGUUCGUUCCAUGCUACCUUUGCCACAUCUGAAAGUUGGAUACUUGAUGGCACCACCUGUCGGGAAACCAGUGGCACCUCAUAAUGAUUGGAAACGUUCCCAAUUUGUUUUAAACCAUGAAGGGUUUCUUCAGGUAAACAAAGUUGAGCAAGAACAAGUGCCACAAAGCCUCUCUGGAAAUACAGGGGAUGUAGUGAACAAUGACAAAAGGGGCAUCAGAAUUGAUGUUCCAGAUAUAAUUUCUGUAUCAGCAUGUGCUGAUCUGACUUUGCCACCUGGUGCAGGCCUCUGCAUUGAUACAAUUAAUGGACCAGUUUUCAUGGUUGCUGACUCGUGGGAAUCCUUGGAUGGAUGGCUUGAUGCAAUCCGUCUAGUUUACACAAUAUAUGCACGCAGGAAGAGUGAUGUUCUAGCAGGUACUGAACGUUUGAGACAUUCAAAGAGAAGCCAUCCUUACUAAUUUCAGUGUUCCAUUCCAACAUGUUAUUCUGACAAUGACCCGAGCAUUUGACCAAAGGAAUAAAAAUAAUGAGAAAAAGGUUUAGACAAUUAAUAAUUUAAAUCAAACUGUUAUCCUCAAGCAUGCUUUCCAGUAAGAAGAAAAAUACCAAAAUUUUCCCUCCAAUAUUUCUCGAGGCAGUGCACUGGACCCGAAAAAGGGGAAAGAUAUAAAGGGAAAUCACACAAGACAGCGGGUGAUGAGAUGCAUUUUUAUUGUUUUUUGAGAAUGGAUACAAUGCGGUUCUACACCUAGCACGUAGCUUAUUAUGUAUGAUCUUAUUUGCACCUAUAAUUGGCUAAUUUGAGUCGGGGAUUACCCUGUGGUAUAAUGCCAUCAGCCAAAUCCUUUGAAAGCUUUUUCUAGGAAUGCAAAAAUUUCAUGCAGAUCGGAGGUUUUAUUUUGGCCAGAGCUAGAACUGCAGCGGGGAGGGUCCAGAGCCCUUCCCCGCAAAUCAAUCCAGAAGCAAUCGCAGGAACCAUCAACUCGGCCUUCUUAGAAUCAAGCUUGUGCAACACAAAAACAAUCAAACUCCCAAGGCACAUAUCAAUUGCAAAGUAUGCUCCGACCAGAAAAGGCACCGCCAUGACCAUUGGAAGCGGCAUAUAUUUUCCAACCUUCUGUGGGGAAAUAUCGCGCACCACAUUGACUCCAACCGCAAAGGCAACAAAGCCAUAGCACAUUUGCAGGCAGUGGCGAGGAAGAGCAGAGAAGCCUUGCACGCCUAGAAUUGCCAUGUUUCUAUAGAUCAAGGCAUAAGGAGCUUUGAACUCUCCAUCCGGGUUUCCCACAUCAAAUGCCUUGUAAAAAAGGAAGAAGCUAAGAGGAGUCGUCACACAGCCUAAUGCUGUGCCAAUGGCUUGGUUAAAGAACAUUGCUUUGGGGGAAGUGCAAGUCAAGUAGGCAGUUUUGAAAUCUUGCAUCAGAAUGCAAGCCACAGAAAUAACAGAUUUGACGAGGCCACACCCAACAAGCGCAGCCACCACGCCAUCUUCUUUUCCACACAACGCUGCUAAGACGAAGAGUGCCACUUUCCCGUAAUUGUAUGCCAUGUUUAUGUCCGUCAGUCCAGCUCCAUAAGCAUUGCAGAAUGCCAGAGAUGGAGCUAGAAAAUAGGCUACGACAACAAAGUACCAUUUAAGUUGAGGAAACAUGAAUGGGAUCACAAUUAUGGAAAUGAUGGCAAAGAUGACAUAUCCAACGGCUGCAAACCACAUGGGAAUGUUUUCACUAACGAAAAUUUCGUUCCGUUUCAUUACUUCAAUUGGCUUCUCUUGGCCAUCCACAUCUGCAUGGGAGAAAAAAAAAAAAAAAAAAAAACAAAGAAAUUGUUAGAAGAAGUAA